Molecule: messenger RNA, 1527 nt
Organism: Pipistrellus nathusii (Nathusius's pipistrelle)
Lineage: Eukaryota; Metazoa; Chordata; Mammalia; Chiroptera; Vespertilionidae
Source: the annotation of a GenBank genome assembly
AUGGCCUCGGUGGUGGAGUACAAGGGGCUCAGGGCCGGCUACCACUGCGGCUACUGCGACUCCGCGGCGGGCAAGGCGUCCUGCGGCAUGUGGGCGCAUUCCAUGACAGUGCAGGACUACCAGGACCUGAUCGACCGAGGAUGGCGGAGAAGUGGGAGAUACGUGUACAAGCCUGUGAUGAAUAAAACAUGUUGUCCUCAAUACACUAUAAGGUGCCAAGCUUUACAGUUUCAGCCAUCAAAAUCUCACAAGAAGGUUUUGAAAAAAAUGUUGAAAUUUCUGGCUAAAGGGGAAAUUUCCAAAGGAAGUUGUGAGGAUGAGCCUAUGGAGCCCAGCAUGGAGGAUGCUGUUGCCGGGGACAUGGCACUCAUCAAUAGAUUGGAUCUACAAUGUGACCUUAAACAGCUCGGCGAUAACCUCAAAGACAGCUUAGAGAGGGAAGUGAAGAAGAAAGGAAAAAGCACAAAGAAAGAGGAAUCUAAGGAAUGUAUUCAGUCCCAGGACAGGAACGAGGAGCAGGGCUCUGGGGAACCGUCCCAUGCGGUGGAAGUGCACACCGUUCCUAAGCCAGGCAAAGGGGCAGAUUUGAGCAAACCUCCAUGUCGGAAAGCAAAGGAAAUCCGGAAGGAGAGGAAGAGGUUAAAGCUCAUGCAGCAGAGCCAGGCUGAAGAGCCUGGCAGCUUCCAGGCUCCACGAGAACCAAAGACCAAACCCAACCAGCCCAAAUCGCUGGAAGAGUUAAUUUUUGAAUCUUUACCAGAGGAUGCGUCACAUAAGUUAGAGGUGAGGUUAGUGCCUGUCUCCUUUGAGGACCCAGAGUUCAAGUCGUCCCUCAGCCAGUCGUUUUCUUUGUAUGUCAAGUAUCAAAUGGCCAUACACCAGGAUCCGCCCGAGGAGUGUGGGAAGACCGAGUUCACAGGAUUCCUUUGCACCUCACCGUUGGAGCCAGAGAAUCCCCCAAAUGGACCCGACUGUGGCUAUGGCUCCUUUCACCAGCAGUACUGGCUGGACGGGAAGAUCAUCGCAGUGGGGGUGAUUGACAUCCUUCCCUACUGUGUGUCGUCUGUGUAUUUGUACUAUGAUCCUGAUUAUUCGUUUCUGUCCUUGGGUGUCUACUCGGCACUACGAGAAAUUGCUUUCACUAGGCAACUUCAUGAAAAAGCACCUCAGCUCAGCUAUUAUUAUAUGGGUUUCUACAUUCAUUCAUGUCCCAAGAUGAAAUAUAAGGGUCAUUACAGACCUUCUGACUUGCUGUGUCCUGAGACCUACGUGUGGGUGCCCAUCGAGCAGUGCCUGCCUUCCCUGGAGAACUCCAAGUACUGCCGUUUCAACCAGGACCCCGAAGCAGCGGAUGAAGGUGGCAGCACGGACCCCGACCGGCUGCAGGUGCUGUACAAGAAGUCCAUCCUGCCGUACGGCGUGUUCAAGCGGCAGCAGCGGGAGCCGGGCGAGGAGGCCUCCGUGCUGCAGUACGCCCGCCUCGUGGGCCAGGCCUGCUCGGAGCGGAUGCUGCUCUUCCGCAGCUGA